CUCCUCCACAUAACACCAGUGUGAGCUCUCUCUGUAGGUCUUGUGACUCUGCUGCUGGCAACAACAUGAUCACUACUGCUGUGAAGUUCACACUACUGCUGCUGCUGGCUCUGCUGGGCUUCUCUCAGGGCCACCAGAACAACAACUACAUCAUCGAUGAAGGAGAAGUAGAGGAAGAGGUGGAGUCUGUUGUUCAGGCCUCUAAAUUUGGAUCUCUGUGGCCUCUGCCGCAGAAAGCUCAAAUCUCUGAUGUAGCAUUCAAGAUGACCAGCUUCAGCUUCAAGAUAGUUGAUGCCAAACAGUCAACAGCUGGGCAGAGCUGCAGCCUCCUGCAGGAUGCAUACAGGAGGUAUUAUGAGUACAUGUUUGGCAGCAAUAGGAGACAGGAGCUGAUGAAGAGAAGCAGAGGAACAGGUCCAGUAGAGCUCACUGAGCUGCAGGUGUGGAUCACAUCAGCUGACUCUGAGUGUGACGGUUAUCCUAGUGUGUCUUCUGAUGAGUCAUAUGAGCUGUCCGUGGAUCAGCCGUACGCUAUCCUGAAAGCACCGAAGGUCUGGGGAGCCCUGCACGGUCUGGAAACUUUCAGCCAGUUGGUGUAUGAAGAUGAAUAUGGAGCAAAAACCAUCAAUUCAACAACAGUCAGUGACUUCCCCAGAUUUGCCCAUCGAGGCAUCUUACUGGACAGCUCGCGCCAUUUCCUGCCCAUUAAAGUCAUCUUGGCCAAUCUGGAAACAAUGGCGAUGAACAAAUUCAACGUUUUCCACUGGCACAUCGUGGACGAUCCAUCCUUCCCGUACCUGAGCCGAACGUUCCCACAGCUGAGCCAGCAGGGAGCGUACCACCCGUACACACAUGUGUAUACACCCGCUGACGUGAAGAUGGUGAUCGAGUUUGGCCGUCUGCGAGGCAUUCGUGUUAUCCCGGAGUUUGACACUCCAGGUCACACACAGUCUUGGGGCAAAGGCCAGAAAGAUCUGCUCACACCGUGUUACUCCGGCUCCAAACCCUCUGGCACCUUCGGACCGGUGAACCCCAUCCUGAACACCACCUAUGACUUCAUGAGCCAGUUCUUCAAGGAGAUCAGCACCGUGUUCCCUGAUGCCUACAUUCACCUGGGAGGGGAUGAAGUGGACUUCACCUGCUGGAAGUCCAACCCGGACAUCCAGAAGUUCAUGGAGCAGCAGGGCUUCGGACAAGACUACAGCAAACUGGAAUCGUUCUAUAUCCAAAAACUCUUGGAUAUCGUCACCGCCACCAAGAAGGGCUACAUGAUCUGGCAGGAGGUGUUUGACAACGGUGUGAAGCUGAAACCAGACACACUUAUCCACGUUUGGAAAGGAAACCAGGAGCAAUACCAGAGUGAGAUGGCAAAAGUUACAUCGUCAGGGUACCAGACCCUGCUGUCCACUCCCUGGUACCUGAACCGUAUCUCCUACGGCCAGGACUGGCACGGCCAUUACAAGGCCGACCCACAGGAUUUCAAGGGAACUGAAGCACAAAAGAAGCUUGUGAUUGGUGGAGAAGCCUGUUUGUGGGGCGAGUAUGUGGACGCCACCAACCUGACACCCAGACUCUGGCCUCGUGCCAGUGCUGUGGCAGAGCGGCUGUGGAGUGCCAAGGAUGUGACGGACAUCAACGAUGCCUUCAACAGACUGUCUCUGCACCGCUGUCGCAUGGUGGAGCGUGGGAUCCCAGCUGAGCCGCUGUUUUCCAGCUACUGUCCCCGUGAAUACAGAGGUGUCUGAAAACAACGGAGAGGCUGGCCGUGGGAACAAGAAAGGGAAGCGAAUCCACAUACAAUCAACUCUGUGCUUGUAUUUCAAACUAAGAAAUCAAAUGCUUGACUGCCUAUGUGGAAAUGUCACAAAUUUUUUAAAUCUGCUCUACAGAACUCCUCUUGAUCACAUCUAAUGUCAUAAACAUCUUGAAUUUAUGCACUCUAUUUUUAUGAAUGUUUGUAUGAUUGAUUGUGAAUAAAAUGUUGACAGUUUU
Sebastes umbrosus (honeycomb rockfish) is the source of this 1992-nucleotide messenger RNA. RefSeq names its product hexosaminidase B (beta polypeptide) (gene hexb). Gene Ontology annotation, biological process: glycosaminoglycan metabolic process; carbohydrate metabolic process; ganglioside catabolic process. Gene Ontology annotation, molecular function: beta-N-acetylhexosaminidase activity. The record is from RefSeq and is a predicted model, not a curated record. Bases 66 to 1745 code for a protein of 559 amino acids. Lineage: Eukaryota; Metazoa; Chordata; Actinopteri; Perciformes; Sebastidae. The transcript is spliced from 14 exons. Gene Ontology annotation, cellular component: membrane.